Messenger RNA from Temnothorax curvispinosus, 3249 nucleotides. It is a transcript of the gene Aasdh, whose product is annotated as beta-alanine-activating enzyme. Lineage: Eukaryota; Metazoa; Arthropoda; Insecta; Hymenoptera; Formicidae. Gene Ontology annotation, biological process: amino acid activation for nonribosomal peptide biosynthetic process. The record is from RefSeq and is a predicted model, not a curated record. Gene Ontology annotation, molecular function: protein binding. Bases 173 to 3217 code for a protein of 1014 amino acids. The transcript has 10 exons.
CUAACCUCAGUGUCAAAACAUAACCUGCAAUGGGGCUCAAUUUGAACAAAUGUUUAAUAUCUCCUGAUUUUAUCCAUUUUAUUAUGAAAAAAAUUAUUUUACUAUAUGCUUGAUCGCCAAAGAAAUACAUUUUUUUUAAUGUAAGUGCCAGUGAAUACGUUAAAUUUGUACUAUGAGCCAAGCAACUAAUUGUACUAAAAGACUAAAAGUACAAGAUGACAGAAAUGAUUCGCAAGCUCUACAUAACGUGUGCAAUUGGCUUUAUCUUGAUAAAACAGCUAUAGAAUAUCACGAUUUAGAAAAUGUUAAGAUCAUAAGUUACGGAGAACUGAAAGCAACGAAGGAAAAAAUUUCUAGUCAUUUGAAAUGUAUAGAGUGUCCUGAAUUUAUUGGUAUUGACUUUGACAUCUCAGAGUGCUGCGUGCUUUCUCUAAUGCUUGGAAUCCUCGACAGCGGACAUGCUUUCUUCAAUGUACCUACAGAUCCGUUGGCAUAUACAGAUAUAUUGGCCUCUACAAAUGCAAAAUAUAUUUUUACGAAAUCUGCAACACCCAAAAAAGAGAUCGUACAUCAAUUCGAUAUUCAUGGACAGUCAAUAUAUUUGACAAAAUUAAUAGACGUCCAAAAAAAUAUCAAUAAUAAGAAAUGGUAUCAUUUUGCAUAUGCAAUUGCCACUUCGGGAUCAACUGGAGCACCAAAAAUUAUCAAAGUGCCGCAUCUCUGUAUAUUGCCUAAUAUUACAGAUUUAAAGAAAAUCCUGGAUGUAACGAAUUCUGAUAAAAUCGCACAACUAACAAAUUUUACAUUUGAUCCCAGUAUUAUCGAAAUUUUUUUAAGCCUUUGUUGUGCUGCAACCUUGUUUAUGGUUUCGAAAGCAUUAAAGAAUGAGGCUGUCAGGCUCUUAGAGGAAAUAUUCUAUGCUCGUGUAACAGUUCUUCAAAUCACUCCGUCGCUUCUCUUCCAUCGGUGGUCCACCAAACACUUGAAAACAACAAUCUUGGGCAAAGACUCUGAACUGAGAAUUCUUUUUUUGGGUGGUGAACCGUUCCCUAGCAUGAAAUUGCUUUUGGAAGUUAGUCAUCCGCGGAAUGCGACACGAUUGUUUAAUAUCUAUGGCAUAACUGAAAUAUCGUGUUGGUCUAGUAUUAAGGAAAUCGUCAAAAACAAUGUAGAUGAACCUUGCCUGGGUGAACCUUUAGCAGAAACUGUAUUUCAAAUCAGGAAUGAAGAUAAUGAAGUAAUAAUUAGGGGCGAUGGUACUCUUUAUAUCGGAAGUGCUACGAGGAUUUGUAUUGUUGGAGAUGAAACUGAGGAAGAUCUGAACAAGCCAGUUUUUCGCGAUACUGGCGACAUUGUUUCAGCAGAUGAUCACCAUAGAAUAUUUUAUAGAGGAAGACGAAAUAAUAUUGUAAAAAGAUUUGGAAGCAAGGUGAACUUGCGAGAACUCGAGAGAGUCACGACAGAAUUAAACUUCGUUCGAAAUUGUGCUACUUUUUGGGACGCAGAGAGCCACAAAUUAUAUCUAUGUUUAUCUACUAGAGACACGAAAGAAGAUUUCUCUAAAUUGAGAGGUGAUAUAACGUCGCAUUUAAAGAUAUUACCAGCGAUCUAUAAGCCCGACAAGAUAAUUAUAGUGGAACACUUUAACUUUACUACCAGUGGAAAGAUUUGCCAGGCAUCACUAAAAGAAAUGUGUAGAAAUUCCGAAACAGAAGUUAUUAAUGUAAAUGAUUUGCACAUCAACGCGAAUGAAAUAUUUGAAAAUUUGUGGAACAAUCAUAUAAAAUCUAAAGACGCUGGUUUUUUAAUGGCAGGCGGUACAUCAAUAGCAGCGCUUCAGAUGGCAAAUGCUGCCGCUCAAGCUUUUAAUAUAGAGUUUCCGGAAUUAAUUGGUAUGUUGCUGAGAGACUUUACAUUCGACAAAUGUGUCAAUUAUAUCAAAAGUAUUUUAAUUAACCGAGAUUGCGGCAAGACUGUCGGUCGUUCCAUCGAUAUGUCUCUCAAUGAUGGUCUUCCCAAAAAGAUAUUUACAGAAGAUUGUGUAGCAAAACCAUCGCAAAAGAAUCUUCCAUUAUUGUCAAACGAGAAACAUUCUUAUCAGUGGUACAAAUGCAGGGGAAAAAUUUAUGGCGAUGCAGAAGAAAAUAUCAAAUCUCUCUUGGAAAAAAAUAUAUCAAGCGUUGAAGUAUUAGCAACUUAUAACUUACAGAAGUGCGUCGAUGCUUCGCCAACUAUAUACCGUUAUUCCGCAACAGAAUUGUACGCAACAGUCGCUUCACAUUCCGGCAUUAUAUGUACUGCUAAUUUGCUAAACACCGAUAGUGCGCCGUAUGAGAUAAAACUGCCAGAUAGAAUAGAAGCUUCCGUUUUAGCCCUAACAGAUUUCCGUGGGGUUGUAGGCUGUUACGACGGAUACAUUUAUUGUAUCCAUUUAAAAACUGGUGACAUAAUUUGGAAGUUUCAAACGCAGGACAUGGUUAAAUGCACGGCGAUAACGUGCAUGCAAGGGAGCAAGAUAUUCGUGGGUUCUUACGACUUCUAUGUAUAUUGUCUUUCGACAGAGGAUGGUAGUCAAGUCUGGAAAACUAAAGCGAGCCAAGGUGGAAUUUGUGCUACCGGUUGUUUGCAUCAACAAUCGACUUCGGUUCUUUUCGGGACAUUAGACGGCUCGUGCCUGGCCUUACAGCAAUCUUCGGGACGUGUCACAUGGAAACGUAAAUUGCAGAAUCCAGUAUUCGUCGCGCCUGUUGUUCUCCGGACUGGAUAUGCCUUAUUCUGUUCUGUAGCUGGAACGCUGUGUUGUUUCGAUAUCGAAACCGAUUGCCAGAUGUGGCGAUAUGUGAUACACGGCAAUGUAUUUUCGUACCCUGUGAUAUGGACUCCCGAGUCUACGAGCGACGAGUACGUCAUAUUGGCCAGUCAUAACAAAAAUCUGUAUUAUCUAGAAGUACCACAAAGGACAAUUGAAGAAAACGAGCCAAAAUUAAAAUAUAUGUUACAACUGCAGUCACCUAUUUUCGCGACUCCUUGGUGCGAAGACGGAUGUAUGUUUGUGGCAUGUACAGACGGCAUCUUCAAAGUAUUCGAUCUUCUGGAAGGCAAAUUGUUAGCGACCAAGCAACUUUCCGGUGAAACAUUUUCUUCGCCAGUUAUUCAUAAUGAUCUCGCGAUCUUGGGAUGUAGAGACAACAAUAUGUACGUCUUAAAACUUAGUUAAAUAUAACACAAUAUAUGAAAAUUUGCCCUGAA